CUCUCCCUUGUGGAUCCUACCUGCAAUCCUCAGCCCAGGAACAGAAGUCCCGCCUACCUCUGCUCUCCCCAGUAAUUGGCUGUCAGCCACUUUUAUUCAACCAAUCAGAGAACACAGGCGAGCAUAGUUUGCUGAGCAUCAUUUGGUGUGCCUGAGAACUUCCUCUAGGCUGCCACCAGGUCUUGGGGGCCAGUAUUUAGCAUUAGAAUACAUAGCAGCACCAGACCAACUCCCAACAAAAGACUGAUUUAAAAAAUAACCCAGCCACAUGUGGUCUUACGGGGUUGGAGGCUGAGGAGGCCAGAGGGUCAUGAAGUGGAGGGCAACCUAAAGCACAUCUGUUGGCUCUCAUAACAGCCAACCAAAGAACUUUUAAAUCGCUUCAUUGGAAAUAAGUGCCAUUCACCAUGUGACACAAAUGACAGAAUCUUCCAGAAGAUGUGAUGUAGCAGCCUAAGGAGAGAGUCCUGGAUCAGUGCUCCACACAGCUGUAUCAUUACAAAUGAGUGGGGUGGGGGGCUUGGUCAAUGGGGCAAUAAAACGGAUAUAUUCAUCUAUAUUUUAGUAUGUAUAUUAAAAGUUGUACAGAUUAAAAAUACCUGAAAAUGUAUACAAGUAAACAUAGGGGUGUUUUUUUCUUUUUUUUUUUAUGACUUUUAAGGUAAAAUAUUUCUUGACAAGAAAAGGCAGAAACCAAAAGUGUUUAAAGUCCAGAACCAUCCAUGAAAUACGCUCCAGUGUGUGUGUCCUCGUGCCAUGUCAGGUUGGCACAGAGUAAAUUUGUCAGUUCCAGCUCUUUGUAAGGGCAUGAAGCAAUAGGGAGUCAAUAGACUGCCCCUCUUGGCUGCUGUAAACGUUUGAAACCAUUUGAAAAACUAUUUUGCAAUACCUGGUGAAACUGAAGAUAAAUAUGCCAUUACCUCAGAGUUUCAGUGUCUCCUUACAGACACUGAACAUGUGUGGGCAGAGAGACCCAGAAACUGUGAGCACAUGUGGGUGGGGAGCCCCUCCAGGAACCAUGAAUGGGGAGGGGGCUGAGCACGUCAAGUUCAAAUCAAAGUAACUGCUGGAGAUGCUGGGGAGGGCGAGCCCACGGGAGCCCUGCCCAUCCUGAGAGAAUCUUAAGUCAACAGAAAGUUAGCUAUAGUUGGGUGGUUUCUUGUCACAUGGUCCAGCAGCAUGCCUAACUACAUAUUAUGGGAUAUGUAGUUACGUUUCUGGCAUUCAGUAAAGUUUGUUUUUGUUUAUUUGGGAGUUUUUGUGUGGGCUUGUGGGUUUUGUUGUUUUUGAGACAGUCUCAGAAUUGGCUCCAAACUCAGUAUAUCCCAAAGGUUGGCCUUGAACUCCUGAUCGCUUAUCUCUACAUUAUCUCUACAUGCUAGAAUCAAAAGCAUGCACCCACGAGCCUGGCUCAAAGUUGUUUUUGAUUCUGUGUUUUUAAAGAUAUCCCCUUGGUGUAGCUUUUUUUGCUUGUGGUGUUUUAAAACAGCACACAGAGUAAUGAGCUACACGGUGGAAUUUUCUUGUUCUUACAUAUAUAGCAAUAUACUUUGUUCAUAUUUGCAUCCUUACUUCAAAAACCCAGUAAGCUCCACGGGAUACAUCUUGAAACAAAGGGAAGCAUGGGGACUCAUGUCAUCCUCAUACUCUAGGGACUGAGGCAGGAGGAUUGAGGGCUCCAAACAGAACACAUCAGUGCUUACACACAGGAAAAUGUCCUUGCCAGCCAGGAUGGAGGCCAAGUGGAAUCUGUCCCACCCCUUGUCACACUGGCUAACCUGCCUGUCUGGGGUAAGCAGUGACCGUACAGCUGUGUCCUGGGAGUUUAGGGGAAGGUGAUCCCAGGAAGGCUGUCCCAACGAUGUACAAUGCCUGCCGUGAUGUGGAGGCGCCUUCCAGUAACGAGAAGGCCUUAGGACUCUUGUGUGGGAGGGAUGCCCGUGCCUGCAAUGCCACCAACUGGAUUGAGUACAUGUUCAAUAAAGACAACGGACAAGCGCCAUUUACCAUCAUUCCCAUGUUUUCAGAUCUUUCAAUCCUUGGGAUGGAGCCCAUGAGAAAUGCCACCAAAGGCUGCAACGAGUCUAUAGAUGAGGUCACGGGGCCAUGUAGCUGCCAGGACUGUUCCGUCGUCUGUGGCCCCAAGCCCCAGCCCCCACCCCCUCCUAUGCCCUGGAGGAUCUGGGGCUUGGAUGCCAUGUAUGUCAUCAUGUGGGUCACCUACGUGGCAUUUCUGUUUGUGUUUUUUGGAGCACUGUUGGCAGUGUGGUGCCACAGAAGGCGGUACUUUGUGUCUGAGUACACUCCCAUUGACAGUAACAUCGCCUUUUCUGUGAAUAGCAGUGACAAAGGGGAAGCCUCAUGCUGUGACCCACUUGGUGCAGCAUUUGAUGACUGUCUGAGGCGCAUGUUCACAAAGUGGGGGGCUUUCUGUGUCCGAAAUCCCACCUGCAUCAUUUUCUUCUCAUUGGCCUUCAUCACUGUGUGCUCUUCUGGCCUGGUGUUUGUCCAGGUCACCACCAAUCCUGUAGAGCUCUGGUCAGCCCCUCACAGUCAGGCCCGCUUGGAAAAGGAGUACUUUGACAAGCACUUUGGGCCUUUCUUUCGCACGGAGCAGCUUAUCAUCCAGGCCCCCAACACCAGUGUUCAUAUCUACGAACCGUACCCCGCAGGAGCCGAUGUACCCUUUGGGCCUCCAUUGAACAAAGAGAUCCUGCACCAGGUUCUGGACUUACAGAUCGCCAUUGAAAGCAUUACCGCAUCUUACAACAAUGAAACCGUGACACUGCAGGACAUUUGUGUGGCCCCUCUCUCUCCAUACAACAAGAACUGCACCAUUAUGAGUGUGUUAAAUUACUUCCAGAACAGCCAUGCGGUGCUGGACAGCCAAGUAGGCGAUGACUUCUUUAUCUACGCCGAUUACCACACACACUUUCUGUACUGUGUACGGGCUCCCGCCUCCUUGAAUGAUACGAGUUUGCUCCACGGUCCUUGCCUGGGUACAUUUGGAGGACCGGUGUUCCCGUGGCUUGUGUUGGGUGGCUAUGAUGAUCAGAACUACAACAAUGCCACCGCACUUGUGAUUACCUUCCCUGUGAAUAAUUACUACAAUGACACAGAGAAGCUCCAGAGGGCCUGGGCCUGGGAGAAAGAGUUUAUUAGUUUUGUGAGAAACUACAAGAAUCCAAAUCUGACCAUUUCUUUCACGGCUGAGCGAAGCAUCGAAGACGAGCUCAAUCGGGAAAGUAACAGUGACGUGUUCACCGUCAUCAUCAGCUACGUCGUGAUGUUUUUGUACAUUUCCCUCGCCCUGGGUCACAUCCAGAGCUGCAGCAGGCUCCUGGUGGAUUCUAAGAUCUCGCUGGGCAUUGCGGGGAUUCUGAUCGUGCUGAGCUCGGUGGCCUGCUCGCUGGGCAUCUUCAGCUACAUGGGGAUGCCGCUGACCCUCAUCGUCAUUGAGGUCAUCCCAUUCCUGGUGCUGGCUGUCGGGGUAGACAACAUCUUCAUUCUAGUGCAGACCUACCAGAGAGAUGAGCGUCUUCAGGAGGAAACGCUGGAUCAGCAGCUGGGCAGGAUCCUUGGAGAAGUGGCCCCUACCAUGUUCCUUUCAUCCUUUUCUGAGACCUCAGCAUUUUUCUUUGGGGCGCUGUCCUCCAUGCCAGCUGUGCACACCUUCUCUCUGUUUGCGGGAAUGGCCGUCCUCAUUGACUUCCUCCUUCAGAUUACCUGCUUUGUGAGCCUGUUGGGGUUAGAUAUUAAGAGGCAAGAGAAAAACCACCUGGACAUCCUGUGCUGUGUCAGAGGCGCUGACGACGGACAAGGCACCCACGCCUCCGAAAGCUACCUGUUUCGCUUCUUCAAAAACUACUUUGCCCCCCUUCUGCUGAAGGACUGGCUGAGGCCAAUUGUGGUAGCGGUGUUUGUGGGCGUCCUGUCAUUCAGUGUUGCGGUGCUGAACAAAGUAGACAUCGGGCUGGACCAGUCUCUCUCAAUGCCAAACGAUUCGUAUGUGAUUGACUAUUUCAAAUCACUCGGUCAGUACCUGCACUCGGGCCCACCCGUGUACUUUGUCCUGGAGGAAGGCUAUAACUACAGUUCACGCAGAGGGCAGAACAUGGUGUGCGGCGGCAUGGGCUGUGACAAUGACUCCCUGGUGCAGCAGAUAUUUAACGCAGCUGAGCUGGACACCUACACCCGAGUAGGCUUCGCUCCCUCGUCCUGGAUUGAUGAUUACUUUGACUGGGUCUCGCCACAGUCGUCCUGCUGCAGACUCUACAACGUCACUCACCAGUUCUGCAAUGCUUCUGUGAUGGACCCAACCUGUGUCCGCUGCAGACCUCUGACUCCAGAGGGUAAACAGAGGCCUCAGGGGAAAGAAUUCAUGAAAUUCCUGCCCAUGUUCCUUUCUGAUAACCCCAACCCCAAGUGCGGCAAAGGGGGACAUGCUGCUUACGGUUCAGCUGUUAACAUUGUGGGAGAUGACACUUAUAUUGGGGCCACUUACUUCAUGACCUACCACACCAUACUUAAGACCUCUGCUGACUAUAUUGAUGCCAUGAAGAAAGCUCGGCUAAUAGCCAGUAACAUCACAGAAACCAUGCGUUCUAAGGGGAGUGACUACCGCGUAUUCCCUUACAGUGUGUUCUACGUCUUCUACGAACAGUACCUGACCAUUAUUGAUGACACCAUCUUUAACCUCAGUGUGUCUCUGGGCUCCAUAUUUCUGGUGACCUUGGUGGUUCUGGGCUGUGAGCUGUGGUCUGCGGUCAUCAUGUGUAUCACCAUAGCCAUGAUCCUGGUCAACAUGUUCGGUGUCAUGUGGCUGUGGGGCAUCAGUCUGAAUGCUGUCUCCUUGGUCAACUUGGUGAUGAGCUGCGGCAUUUCUGUGGAGUUCUGCAGCCAUAUAACGAGAGCAUUCACGAUGAGUACCAAAGGAAGCCGAGUGAGCCGGGCGGAAGAGGCACUGGCCCACAUGGGUAGUUCUGUAUUCAGUGGAAUCACACUUACGAAAUUUGGAGGGAUCGUGGUGUUGGCCUUUGCUAAAUCUCAAAUUUUUGAGAUAUUUUACUUCAGGAUGUACUUAGCCAUGGUCUUACUCGGAGCCACUCAUGGACUAAUAUUUCUUCCCGUCUUACUCAGUUACAUAGGGCCGUCGGUGAAUAAAGCUAAGAGACAUACCACUUAUGAGCGCUACAGAGGGACAGAGAGAGAACGGCUCCUCAAUUUUUAGCCUUGUAGCAGGCUUUGGUGACUGUGUUUAUGGAUAGGUCACGUUUACUGCAAGACAGCUGCACUGUCAAGACUGAGCUGGCUUCUGGCUGUUCCCAGGAGUCAGGCUGUGUCAGAGCUGUGUCACAUGCAGCUCUGCCCACGCUUUUAAACUCAGGAAUGCACACCUAACUUGUGAAGCAGUAUUAUGGAUCUGAAAGCAGCAAUCGCCAGCCCCUACUGGCGCACCAGGAGGAACCUCAUCUUGGGUACAAGGAAGGAUAGUUCUGUCACUUUAAUUUUCUUCAAUGCCUACUUUUAGUGAAGGUCAUUAAACACUUUAACCUCCCUUCUAGCCCACCACCAACCAGAGAUAGUGGGAAAGAAAGGAUACAGGGGAAGUGGACCUGUUCUUUGGAGCAGAUCCUGUCUGCAUUAUCAGGAAACCAGCAAUUCAGUUCACAGGUCAGCAGGCAGCUCCACCCACUCGCAAACACUUCACGGAUACACCAGCAGUGUUGGGGUAGGAACAGCCAGGCCUCAGCAGGAGGGACCAGGGCCGACAGGAACACCAGAAGUUCUUGGCUGUUCCCCUCUCAGCAAAGACUGGAGACCAACAAACAUUACACAGCUAGCUCUAUAUUCUCUCUGUGGAGUCCCAACAAAUGGAGCUCAACUACACAAUAUAAGGCAGACCAACCAAUCCAUGCCUGUCAUUCACGUGUCCUGUGCUUGCUUUAGGGAAACAGUCCUUCACAAGUCUGCCUUUCACCUGUGUCUGCUUCAGCAAAAUGUUCUUUCACAUUUGCCCCAGCAAAACACCAUCCAACACAACUGACUUUCCAAAGAACCCUUAAGUUUCCAUUUCACAGUGGCAAUAACUGUGACCUGAUCCCCAGUUCUGAAAAGCCAGCCCACAUGCUGUCUCCUUUUUUCGGGAGUUAGCAACAUUUGAGGAUGUUGUAGGUACUUUAUUACAUUUUUUGUAGUUUAAAGAGCUUUAUUAAUGCAAUAAAUUAACUUUGUACAUUUUUAUAUUUAAAAAAAAGACUAUUAAGGGACUUCAGAAUGUUGUAGGCCUCAUUAGAGCUUGUUCUCCAAAAACCUGCUUGAAAAAGGCAACGUGUUCUUCACAGUGUUCUCCUGUAGGGACAAUGCAGCUCAAUCAGCAGCUCGUUAGGGCACGGGAAGGCAGAAUGCAGGCAACGCUCAUGGAUUUUAACUUAUUUUUCUUUAAUAAAAUACCUCCUCCUCCA
This is a messenger RNA of Mus caroli (Ryukyu mouse), 6464 nucleotides long. It is a transcript of the gene Npc1, whose product is annotated as NPC intracellular cholesterol transporter 1. Gene Ontology annotation, biological process: cholesterol homeostasis; intestinal cholesterol absorption; sterol transport. Gene Ontology annotation, molecular function: cholesterol binding; lipid carrier activity. The record is from RefSeq and is a predicted model, not a curated record. NCBI's taxonomy places the organism in Eukaryota, Metazoa, Chordata, Mammalia, Rodentia, Muridae. Gene Ontology annotation, cellular component: plasma membrane.